This is a messenger RNA of Aspergillus calidoustus, 771 nucleotides long. NCBI's taxonomy places the organism in Eukaryota, Fungi, Ascomycota, Eurotiomycetes, Eurotiales, Aspergillaceae. The record is from the annotation of a GenBank genome assembly.
AUGGCUGUUGGAAAGAACAAGCGCUUGUCGAAGGGCAAGAAGGGUAUCAAGAAGAGGACCGUCGACCCUUUUACCAGAAAGGAUGAAUACUCCGUAAAGGCUCCCUCUACCUUCCAGGUCCGAGACGUCGGAAAGACCAUCGUCAACCGCACCAGCGGUCUGAAGAACGCGAACGAUUCGCUCAAGGGCCGUAUUUUCGAAGUCUCUCUUGCGGAUCUCCAGAACGAUGAGGACCACGCCUUCCGCAAGGUCAAGCUCCGCGUCGACGAAAUCCAAGGCAAGAACUGUCUUACCAACUUCCACGGUCUCGACUUUACCACCGACAAGCUGCGAUCCCUUGUGCGGAAAUGGCAGUCCCUCAUCGAGGCCAACGUUACCGUCAAGACCACCGAUGACUAUCUUCUGCGCCUAUUCGCCAUCGCCUUCACCAAGAGACGCCCCAACCAGAUCAAGAAGACCACAUAUGCUCGCUCUUCUCAGAUCCGCGCCAUUCGGAAGAAGAUGACCGAAAUCAUGCAACGCGAGGCCGCCAGCUGCUCCCUCGCUCAACUUACAACAAAACUUAUCCCCGAGGUCAUCGGCCGCGAGAUCGAGAAGGCGACUCAGGGAAUUUACCCUCUGCAGCAUGUCCACAUUCGCAAGGUUAAGCUUCUCAAGGCCCCCAAGUUUGAUCUUGGUGCGCUGCUGAACCUUCAUGGCGAGUCAACGACCGAUGACAAGGGUCAGAAGGUUGAGCGCGAGUUCAAGGAGCAGGUCUUGGAGACUGUUUAA